AUGGCGUUCACCGCUGCCCACUUUCUGCGGAUGACACCGGUGGUGUUUUCCUGGGUGGCCCUGCUGCUCGCAGUGCUGGUCCUCUGCGCGGGCAACAAACCCGGCUUUAUGGGGGGAUACAACCUCAUCUCCGUUGACAUCCUUUCCUCGAAUAGCCCAAGUUCCAAACAAGUCCUCGACACCCGUUCGCCUUCUCCCAGUAAUGAUUGUGGUGGACCGCUCAGCUGGCUGUGCGAUCAAAUGAACUCGGCAGCUUCAAGUGCGUUCCAGAUGACUCCAACCCCUCCUCCGGUUCCCGCUCCAGCGCCCACUCCGACAGCUGGAAGCCAGGACACCCCAACCGAAAGCAGCACUCCGUAUGUGGCCAACUUUAGCGGCAGGUUCUACUCCUUCUACACAAUGACCCUGUGCGAGGGCAUGAUUACACUGGACGGUGACCACAACAUGGACCAGUGUCACCCCUACUUCACCGGUGACCCGGCAACAAUCCCCUAUCUUCUCAGCGUUGCGAAUCUUUCCCCGCACGAUCAGGCCCCCUUGAAGUCUCGCUCGUCCUGCUCGGAUGCCGACCCCGACCCAACAGACAUAACACCCCCGUACGCAAUUCUCUCGGCCCUGGAACAACUCACGACGCUUGCCCAGGCCAUCACCAUCCUCUGGUCCGUCGGUCUCGGUUUCACAGGCCUCGCUGUAUUCGCCUCCAUCCCUGCCGUAUUCAUCAGCCACGAUGACGGAGACGAUGGCAUCCCGGCGACUUACCAGUGGGCGGUUUACACCAACAACUUUUGCUCCAUGUGCGCCUUUGGGUUCCUGAUGCUGGGCGCUUUGGUCGGUGCGAUCGGGGCUAAAGUCAAAGAGGGAACGAUCAGGGGUCUGGCCGGGAUGUACAGAGAUGCGGACGCUGGUGGACAGGCCCCAGUGGAGAACAGUGGGAUGGAGGUUCUGAAGAAAGGGAGCGGGUUUCGGGGCAUCGACGCUGUGGCUGGGACAUCGUGGGUUGGGAUGUCGUGGGGCACAGUGGCGUUGAUGCUCGUGGUGGUCGUGUACUGGGUGGUGCGGCUGGUUAAGCUCAGGAGGGCGAAGAAGGAGAAACGGGACGCUGAGGACAGCAGCAGCGUCGAAGAGGUGCCUCGCCCGGGAUUUCCGGGCUAUCCCAACUUUGCUAGGCCGCAGGGACCUCCGCCUCCGAAAGCCCCGCCUCAGGCACCUCCGGCCCGUGGGCCUCCCGGUGCCGGGUUUUCCAUGCCGAACAUGCCUAACAUACCUGGGGCACCGUGGUUUUUCAAGACGGCAAUGAAUCAGAUGGGGAGGGGGGGGCCUCAGCAAUAG
Dichotomopilus funicola is the source of this 1329-nucleotide messenger RNA. RefSeq lists its product as uncharacterized. Lineage: Eukaryota; Fungi; Ascomycota; Sordariomycetes; Sordariales; Chaetomiaceae. The transcript is spliced from 3 exons. Gene Ontology annotation, cellular component: plasma membrane. The record is from RefSeq and is a predicted model, not a curated record. The coding region runs from base 1 to 1329 and encodes 442 amino acids.